AAACAAUCCCUGAGUUGUGUAUCGUUGCGAUGGCAACGGCUCCACAACGGGGAAUUAGCUCAGAUGGUAGAGCGCUCGCUUAGCAUGCGAGAGGUAGCGGGAUCGAUGCCCGCAUUCUCCAAAACAUUUUCCCCUUAAAUCAUUUCCUAUUUUAAGAGAAUUUAAGUGUUUUGUCACAUUAGUAACAAUAACAUACAUAGAAGUAACUCGGUCAAAAACAAACGUUUUAAUUUGCAACAUAUCUUAUUUCGAGUUUAUGCUAAUACAUACAAGGAGAAACGCAGAAUGCAGGCUAUCAAUUUCAUAUAUGGGCACGUAAACAUGGCAUCCCCUGACGUGAGUCUUCUAAAAACAGCGCACACAGAUAGUGGGCCUUUGCCACUAGUUACCUCAUUAUAGAAAGAACAGACACACAGUUGGGUAACGGCGAGGGCCCGAGUCCACCCGCGAGCAACAACUGGAACAAUUUCAUUUUUUCGCUCCCAAACGAUCUCAUUUCAAUCUUCGGUGGAGCCACAGGCCGUCAAAUCAGGAUGGACAGCUUGGAGAAGCAGCUUAUUUGUCCCAUUUGUCUGGAAAUGUUCACGAAACCCGUUGUGAUUCUUCCUUGUCAACACAAUCUCUGCCGGAAAUGUGCUAAUGACAUUUACCAGGCUUCAAAUCCAUACCUUCCCACCAGAGGAGUGUCAUCAGGUGGCCGUUUCAGGUGUCCAUCCUGCAGGCAUGAAGUUAUACUGGACCGUCAUGGAGUCUACGGUCUGCAGAGAAAUCUUCUGGUGGAAAACAUCAUCGACAUGUACAAACAGGACUACAUCAGCAGACCAUCUCCUGAGAGCAAGGCUGACCAGCCAACGUGUGAGGUCCAUGAAGGCGAGAAAAUCAACAUCUACUGCCAGACCUGCAGCGUUCCCACUUGUUCUAUGUGUAAAGUGUUUGGGUCUCACAAGGACUGUGAAGUGGCUCCCAUUAACGGUGUAUACCAGACAAAAAAGACAGAGCUCACGGAUGGAAUAGCAAUGAUGGUGGGUAAUAAUGACAGGAUCCAGGGCAUCAUCAGUCAGUUGGAGGAGACCUGCAGGACCUUAGAGGAAAAUGGAAGGCGACAGAAGUCCCAGGUGUGUGAAAAGUUCGACCACUUGUAUGCCAUUCUGGAGGACCGGAAAAGAGAGAUUCAUCUGAAAGUGGCCAGCGAACAGGAAGAGAAACUUAACUACAUUCGUGGUCUCUCAAAGAAGUACGGAGAUCAUCUGGAGUCCACGACCAAAAUUAUGGAGACGGGAAUUCAAACGUUUGAUGAACCUGAGAUGGCGGUUUUCUUAAAGAGUGCCAAAUCCCUGUUGCAAACAAUUGCAGAGGCAUCGAAUACCUCCCACCUGGAGCAAGUGGAGCAUGGCUACGAGAGCAUGGAUCAUUAUUCUGUGAGCUUCAAGAGAGAGGCCAGGGCUCUACGCAAUAUUGACUUCGCAAGAGAGGAUGAAGAAGAGGAGGAUGAAGAGGAGGUGUCAGCUGAUGCAGCAGCUCAGGCAGAGAAGACAGCCUCUGGAGGUUUGGACACGCUGGGCAAUUUGGAGGAACCCCGACCUCCCCUCCUGCCUCCACAAACCCAUGGAAAACAUACACCUGCCACGUCAUCCUAACUUCUACCAUUUGCUUUUAUCAUUUACACAUACCCGGACAUUCAAAUAUAGAUCCCCUCUUCUCCUUGCAACCUGAUCAGAAACACAUGAAUACCUAUAGAACUAUGACUGUGAUCACACUAACUAUAAGUGACUGUGGUUACUAUUUUACACAAACCCGAAUGAUGCUUUUACUGUUUUUUUUUCUGUUACUGUUUAAAAAAGUCAGUAUAUGACUAAAUUAAAAUGAAGUUGACUUAA
Messenger RNA from Triplophysa dalaica, 1877 nucleotides. RefSeq names its product tripartite motif containing 55b (gene trim55b). Gene Ontology annotation, molecular function: zinc ion binding. The record is from RefSeq and is a predicted model, not a curated record. Bases 534 to 1637 code for a protein of 367 amino acids. NCBI's taxonomy places the organism in Eukaryota, Metazoa, Chordata, Actinopteri, Cypriniformes, Nemacheilidae. The transcript has 9 exons.